AUGAGAGAGGUCAUUUCUGUUCAUGUUGGCCAGGCUGGUGUCCAGAUGGGUAAUGCCUGCUGGGAGCUCUACUGCCUCGAGCACGGAAUCCAACCCGAUGGACAGAUGCCCUCCGACAAGACCAUCGGCGGCGGAGACGAUUCCUUCAACACCUUCUUCUCGGAAACCGGCGCUGGCAAGCACGUCCCUCGCGCCGUCUUCGUCGAUCUUGAGCCCACCGUCGUCGAUGAGGUCCGAACUGGAACCUACCGCCAGCUCUUCCACCCCGAACAGCUCAUCACCGGCAAAGAAGACGCUGCGAACAACUACGCCCGUGGCCACUACACCAUCGGUAAAGAAAUUAUCGACCUUGUCCUUGAUCGAAUCCGAAAGCUCGCGGACCAGUGCACGGGUCUUCAGGGCUUUUUGAUCUUCCACUCGUUUGGUGGCGGCACUGGUUCCGGCUUCACGUCGUUGCUCAUGGAGCGACUGUCCGUCGACUAUGGCAAGAAGUCCAAGCUCGAGUUCUCUGUCUACCCUGCACCUCAAAUCUCCACUGCUGUUGUUGAGCCCUACAACUCCAUUCUCACCACUCAUACCACGCUCGAGCACUCCGACUGCGCCUUCAUGGUCGACAACGAGGCCAUCUACGACAUCUGCCGACGAAACUUGGACAUCGAACGACCCACUUACACCAAUCUCAACAGACUCAUCGGCCAGAUCGUCUCCUCCAUCACUGCUUCUCUCCGAUUCGACGGUGCUCUCAACGUCGAUUUGACCGAGUUCCAGACCAACUUGGUCCCUUACCCUCGAAUUCACUUCCCUCUCGCUACCUACGCUCCCGUCAUCUCUGCUGAAAAGGCCUACCACGAGCAACUCUCCGUCUCCGAAAUCACCAACGCUUGCUUUGAGCCAUCAAAUCAAAUGGUCAAGUGCGAUCCUCGACACGGCAAGUACAUGGCCUGCUGCCUCCUUUUCCGAGGAGACGUCGUUCCCAAGGAUGUCAACGCCUCCAUCGCCAACAUCAAGACAAAGCGAACUAUUCAAUUCGUCGACUGGUGCCCAACUGGAUUCAAGGUCGGAAUCAACUACCAGCCGCCCACUGUCGUUCCAGGAGGUGAUUUGGCCAAGGUCCAGCGAGCAGUUUGCAUGUUGUCCAACACCACCGCAAUUGCUGAAGCCUGGGCUCGACUCGAUCACAAAUUUGAUUUGAUGUACGCCAAGCGAGCCUUUGUCCACUGGUAUGUCGGAGAGGGUAUGGAAGAAGGAGAAUUCUCUGAAGCCCGAGAAGAUUUGGCCGCUUUGGAAAAGGACUACGAAGAGGUUGGAAUCGACUCGAUCGAGGCAGAAGAUGGCGAAGAAGAAGAAUAUUAA
Molecule: messenger RNA, 1353 nt
Organism: Oikopleura dioica
Lineage: Eukaryota; Metazoa; Chordata; Appendicularia; Copelata; Oikopleuridae
Source: the annotation of a GenBank genome assembly